Molecule: messenger RNA, 1617 nt
Organism: Penicillium pulvis
Lineage: Eukaryota; Fungi; Ascomycota; Eurotiomycetes; Eurotiales; Aspergillaceae
Product: cytochrome P450
Exons: 5
Coding region: 1-1617 (538 amino acids)
Molecular function (GO): steroid hydroxylase activity; iron ion binding; heme binding
Source: RefSeq, a predicted model, not a curated record
AUGGCGAAUCUACCGCUCUUAUGGGCACAAGUCCUGGAUAGCAUCUGUGACAGCACAACCUUGAUUUUACUGUUAAUUGGGGCUGGUCUCUUACUAACUUGGAGACUGUGGAGGUUUUCCGUUCUCCCCAGACUAUAUCCAAACGAACCCAAAGAAGCUCCAUAUUGGAUUCCCUGUCAUGCAAUACCACUCGCACUUGACUUCAACGGAUCGCUAGCCCGCAUAAUUGAGCGAUUCGGCGGCUCGAAGCGACCGUUCGCAAUCGUUGCGGGCGGAGUCAAGAUUUACAUUAUUACCGAUCCUAAGCAUGUAGCCGAGACUUACAGGAAAGAAGCCGUUCUCUCGAAUGAGGCUAUCGUCCGAAGCAUACAUGCUGGUGUGGGGAUGAAUCCAAAGGGAGUGGACAAGCUAUUCACCGUGGAUGAAUCUGCUUCGUUUAAUCAGCAGCAGCCCCGACCACUUCCACCGAUCUGGAUGAUGGUGGAUACUCUUCGCCAUCAUCUGGCGCCUGGAAUUAUGCUAGAUGUGUUCCUUGACCAGAACACGCUGCCUCUGGUCCGUCGCGCAUUUGAUUUCGAACGCGAAGGCCCCCAUCCAGCGCUUUUGGGCGAAAAGAACGGCCUGAAGGCUAUCUCUCUCGAGGAGCUAUGUAUCGAGGCGCUAAUUACCAAUGUUCUUGAAGUAUUUUAUGGACCAGCGAUCUGGAAACUCAAGCCUGAUUUCGUGCAUUGGUUCAUGCUCUGGGAAAGAGUCAACUGGAAGCUUCUCUUCAAUUUGCCCGGAUUUUUGAGUCAGGAUAUGCUUGCAGCCAAGGCGGAGAUGACUGAUUUAUUUGAAAAGUAUUGUUCAUUACCUCGUAGUGAGCGACCGGGCGCGGCCCCUUGGAUGAUUGCUCUAGAGGACAAUAUGCGAGAGUCGAAUUUUACCACUGAGGAGCUCGCUCGAGUAUUGACUCUUCAGACCUGGGCGAUCGUGGGAAAUAUGUACAAGUCGGCAUUCUGGCUGAUCGCUCACCUAGUUUAUACUCCCAGCGAUCUCGAGAUCGUACGCAAUGAGAUCUUACCAGCGAUCAAAGGCGACCAAAUUGAUCAUCACCAUCUGACAAAAAAUUGCCCAAUCCUCGACUCUUUAAUGUCGGAAGUCCUGCGCAUCACGACGAGCACUCCCAUCGUGCGAGAUGUGAUGGAGGAUGUUUGCAUCGGUGGAACCACACUUCGCAAAGGGAAUAAGAUGCUGAUAUCUUACCGUCAACUACAUCUCAAUCCUGAAUCCUGGGGCCCUAACCCCGAAGCGGUCCAAGCAGAUCGUUUUCAGCAAACCAAGAGCCUAAAAUCCAGUCUCAGUUAUCGUCCAUUCGGUGGUGGAAGCACUCUUUGCCCCGGACGUUUUUACGCCCGAGGGGCCAUCUACCCCGUCGUGGCAUUGUUACUUAGCCGAUACGACAUCAGCAUAGGAGAUCUAGAUCGGGAAUUGGGGGCCACAGAGAAUAAGCAACGAGACCCGAAGAAUGCGUCGUUCCCCCGACCGGAUUAUUCCAAGCCUAUUCCUGGCGUUGUAUCUCCCGCCAAAGGCGAGGAUAUCAGGAUGGUGCUCAGUCCUCGAAAUAUGGGGCAGUAA